Pecten maximus is the source of this 2553-nucleotide messenger RNA. Its product is annotated as plasminogen-like. The transcript has 5 exons. NCBI's taxonomy places the organism in Eukaryota, Metazoa, Mollusca, Bivalvia, Pectinida, Pectinidae. Gene Ontology annotation, molecular function: endopeptidase activity; signaling receptor binding. Bases 690 to 1703 code for a protein of 337 amino acids. The record is from RefSeq and is a predicted model, not a curated record.
UAUAAGCCUCUGUGUUCAAAUGUUAUCCAAAAUUGCCAAACAAUUAAAGAACUGAGGAGUUCGUACAUAGAAUACUAUUUGAAAUAAAUAUCAAUUGUCUGACGAUUAAUUUUAUAUCACCUUACUAUGCAGAAAAGGAUUUAAUUGGAUUUCUUUUACUACCCUGAAAAACGACACGCUCGAGCUGACUGUCAGCAAAGCCCUUGGUGGAUUUACGGCUUAAAGCCACGUGAUACGAGCUGAAACCACGCGACAGGCAGUGAUGAGCUACCGUACGGCAUAUUAAUUAACAUUAAUUUAAAUUCAGUUAAUGGUGUAGUGCUGCUUUGAGAUGGAUAGUGAGUUUAUUUAAACUUACUUUUAAACGAAGGAUAUAACAUAUUUCCUUUAUUACUAUAAAUGCAAUAUUGAUCAUAAUCUUUCAAUGUUAUUUUGUAUUGAAAGUUUCCGGUGGACUUAAUCGUGAAGGAAUUCGACGGAUAGUAUCACAAGGUGGGAACAAAGUUAUCACGGACGGGUGUUUUCAGAAGAAUUUAUUCAUGAAUGGAGUUUCAUAAAUUGCGACAUAUUUCUGGAGAAUUAUUUGCGGACGGAUAUCUUAGCAACCUGACAGAAGAUUUACAUUCUUCUACUAAAUAUAUCAAUAACUUUAAUCGGACCCGGAAUUUAAUUUUUAGAACAAUAAAAAUAUGUUGCGUUCACUCAUCUCAUCUAUAUAUAUUGUUUUACUUUGUUCCUCUAUGAAAGCAGCAUCAGAGACGUGUUUGAUGAUGGACCAGGCACUUCUGAAGAGAAACUCUGUGGCGAGUGGCGACAUUCUCUGGGAUAAGGACACGGUUUCUCCAAUACUGUGCAUGAAAGAAUGCCUAACGUUACCAGUAUGUAAAUCUGUGAAUAUCUAUCCGAACUUGUUGAGGUGUGAGCUGUUGUUAGAAGACUCUGGAGAGGCAUCGAACGGUGUUGUGUCAUCGUCGAUUGGAAUGACCAUUGAUGCUGUGGACAUCCCUAAGGACUAUGGUGGAGACUGUCGAGACCACAGUUGUCUUUCGUACCAAAAGUGUAUUGAAAAACCCGGAAGUUACGUUUGUGUUGCGUAUGAGUUUUGUACUGGAUCACCACCACCAUAUGGAGCCAACACGAUCACAAUUGAUAGGACCGAUGGACUCCCUGUCGCUACUUACCAUUGUCCACCUGGAGUUGGCUAUAAUCGCGGGGAAAGACAUUCAUAUUGUGACCCUAAAACAAAAAAAUGGAGUGCGCCUGGGCUGACAUGCGCUUCAGGUAUACCGAAUGGAUGUGGGAUCCCGCCUCCUCUACCUGUCCCGCAUGGUAUCACACGUCACUACGAGGGAGACCUUUUCAGGGCAGUCUACACCUGUCCCAGUCUCGAUGAUCAGGAGCCCGCUGACCACUGUCCAUCCACACGUUGUAUAGGAGUAGAAGAGUGGACGCCCGGCGCUAAUAUCUCCUGUUCAGCUAAGGACUGUUACACAACCACUGAAUAUGAUGGUAGCGUGACAUGUACGAAAACCGGAAGAACAUGCCAACGAUGGGAUCAGCAGACCCCUCAUGCUCAUAUCUUCUUUGUCGAUAGAAGUGACUUCCACAAUUACUGCCGGAUAACUCCUGAUGUUGGAAUGCCUUGGUGCUUCACCACAGAUAUCUUUGUUAGAUGGGAGCUAUGCCCAGUUUCCAAAUGCUAGAUGCUCAGACAUUUUAGUGAGUAUUUUAACUGACAUUUAUGUUCAAUCCAUUACGAAUAGAGAAUCGAAUGAAUGGAAAAUCAUAUUUGAUAAUCGAGCAAACAACUUCAAUUCAGGCAAAACAAGCAGUAACUUUUCCUCGGUUUAUGUACAAUAUAGAAUGCUAGUUUUCUACAUUUUGAGGCGAAUUAAGGUUACGUUUGGCUCCUACCUGAAUGGUCGUGAAAGACAAAAUAAUGUCUCGCAUGUCUUCUGCAUCGAAGAAUUGUUGAAUAGGAAAGAAGAGUGACUGAACUGGAGUGAAUUGGACUUGACCGAUCGCUGGUGGACAGGUAACUGAUCAGCGUGGUUAGAGUUUCCCUCUAGUGUUCAGUGGUGCUGAGUCCCAAUUCUGUAUUUAGAUUUGACUACAGUAUCAACAGUGCAGACAAAAUGUUGAUUUUCGCUAUUAUCCUUUUUACGCCAGUUCUGGCUUCUUUCCACCAAUGUUUGUCGGGUUUAGGAGUGCCGAACAGUUAGCCGACUGCUACAUAUUGUUCAUACUAACGGCAUGGUUUAAACUACUAUUAUGAAUUCUUAUGGUAAACAUGUUUACUGCAUUGAAAUGUUUUUCUGGUCAUAAAAGAAAAGAAAAAAAUGUUAAUAAUCCUUUACCAAAGUGUCUUUGUAAUUGAAAAUAUUCGAAUGUUUACCAUCAGUUAUUACCAAAAGAUAUCUUUAAAUAACUUCUCUGUCAAACACUUCAAAUGAUCUAACAUAACCCCGCAUAGGGACUUUCCUUAGUUUUCUUUCUAGCAUUAUCUAAUGUAUCUAUCUUGUUAGCCAGUCGUUGUUUUUCUUUAAAUAAAUC